CCAGGAAUGGUUACCACGACUCAGAAAGUAGACCUGGGUCCCCAGCUCCCAGAGAAGAAGAAAAAGAAGAAGAAGAAGGUGGCUGCAGAGGUCACAGAUCCAGAGACUCAAUACUCAGUCUUAAACAGUAAUGAUUAUUUUGUCGAUGGCUCUCCUCCAAGGGCCACAUCCCCCUCUAACAAUGUGGGUGAAGGGCAGGUCUCUGAGAUGCCACUGGGCAAGAGAAAGAAGAAAAAAAAGUCCCCUAGUGCUCACUUGGGGGAGCUCCUGGAGUCUGAGGCCACAGGAGCAGGAUGGAAAAAGUCCCCCGGCCCUAAAAGGCAGGUCCGUGAGCAGUCAACAGAAUGCCUCAGUGGAGAGAAGAAAAAGAAGAAGAGGAAGUCCUUACCACAGGCUACCUCCCGGUGCUCAGGGUUGAAGACCUCCCUAGACGCCAAGCAUGCUGAAAAGGUAAGCAAAGCUGGUAAGAAGUCCAAAAAACACAGGAAAGAAAAAAAGGUUCUGAACACUGAAGCCUUUCCUCCCCAGGACCCUUGGCUCUGUGAGACUGGGGAUGCUCUGCACCCAUGCUCAGAGUGGGCAGAGGCCGGGGAGCAGGCAGCCUUGGGGCACAAAAGGAAACAGGGGAGAUCCAGAGAGCACAGCAUGAAGAAGAAGAAGAAGAGCCACCAAGAGGGAGAUAUCCUCCCAGUCCACUCCAAGCUCUCCAUGGAGAACGGCCUGAAGAAAGGAAGUAAGAAGUCAGUCAGAAGUGAAGCUUUGGACUAUAUCCCUAUAGACAGCCCAAAGGCCUCUGGGAAGAAAGGCAAACCCAAGAAAAAGGUGGACCAGCCGGAUGGUGAAGGGCUGGCUGUGAGAAGGAGGAAAAAGAAGAGGAAAGAGAGUGAAGUAAAGGAAGACUCUGGGCAGGAGGAAGAAGAGGAGUCGGACACAGACCUGGAGGUGGUACGAAAAAAAGGCAACAUUGAUGAGGCCUGCAUAGAUCAGGUGAGGCGGGAGGCCUUGCAAGAAGAGAUUGAUCAUGAGUCGGGCAAGACAGAGGCUUCAGAACCCAAGAAGUGUACGGGAACCCAGUUUGGCCAGUGGGACACUGCUGGCUUUGAAAACGAAGAACAGAAGCUGAAAUUCCUGAAGCUUAUGGGUGGCUUUAAGCAUCUUUCCCCAUCAUUCAGCCGUCCUCCCAGCAUGUCUAGCAGGUCCAACAUGGACCUGGACAAGAAGUCUUCAGACAUGCUCCAGCAGAAUCUCCAGCAGGACUAUGACCGGGCCAUGAGCUGGAAGUACAAUCAUGGGACUGGCCUGGGCUUCUCCUAUGAGGCCCGCAAGGUCUUCUACAUUGACCAUAACGCCUCCAAGUCUAUCAAGUUGCAAGAUUAAACUUUUUUGUUCUGUUCCUGUUCUUGAUCAGUUUUGCAUCUGCCAAGUUGGUCUGAAUUAAUCACCUGCAGAUAAUUGAGGACCACUUACGAUGAGUUUUGGAUAAGCAGGUGGAAGCUGCUUGUGUGUCAGGAGCCAGUACCAGUGGCUAAAAUCUCCUAUUUUCUAUAUUAAACCUUCCAUCUCUUUG
Peromyscus maniculatus bairdii (prairie deer mouse) is the source of this 1567-nucleotide messenger RNA. The record is from RefSeq and is a predicted model, not a curated record. Lineage: Eukaryota; Metazoa; Chordata; Mammalia; Rodentia; Cricetidae.